CCACUCCCUCUCUUCCCUUCCCUCCCUCAUCUUCCUCUCCUCUCCCAGUUGAGUUAGGUGCACGGUUUAAGUCCAGUACGGAUCUCACCUGGCUCUGUCAACAUGUCCUGGACUCGAGUGAUUGUCCUCUCUGCGCUCACCACCCUCCUCAUCCUCACCUUUUCCAGUGUGGUGGAAAACGCCGCAGUACGGGACGACUCUAAACCAGCCGACCACAAAGGCGCAGCACGGCAGGUGUUCAUGCCCGAGUCGGACGCCUCCAAUUUCUUCAAACGUCGUGGUCGCCGUUCGGUCCAAUACUAUGAGUUCCAAGCUGAGCAGAGGGUACUCAUGCAAAAGGACGAGCAGAGGAGGGAGUACAACGAGGAGCAGAGGAACGAGUACGAGAACUACGUCGAGGAGGAGCGCGAUGAGAUAAAUGAGCGAUCGAGGGAGACGAACGAGCAGCUGAGGGAGUAUCACUACGACGGCUUUUAUCCCCGCUCCCAGUGGUUCCACUGAGCACACCUGCUGGUGUGGAAGCCACAGCGCCUCUCACUGGGGCAGCAGUGGUACUGCCACCGUGUCACGUUGAGAGCCAGUGCUAAAAUUUGUAUCAUAUUUUUUCUACUUUAAUCUGCAGGAUGACAUUUUUUCUUUUGCUUUAUUUUUUAUACAGCAUAAACUGUGCAAUAUGUCUCCAUGUUAAACUGUAAAGUGCAUUUAAAGUGCACUUUUUGAAUUGAAGCUACAUGUUAUCAUUAAUGUUUUGCAUGCUUGUUUUUAUUGCCUUUUACACACAUACGUGGUUAUAUACAGUGUCCUUCAGUCAGCCUGAGAGUGACGUCAUUACUUUAAGUGUAAAUGACAAAUAAAGAGGAAUUUCCUCAUUA
Pleuronectes platessa (European plaice) is the source of this 872-nucleotide messenger RNA. It is a transcript of the gene ucmaa, whose product is annotated as upper zone of growth plate and cartilage matrix associated a. Gene Ontology annotation, cellular component: extracellular matrix. The coding region runs from base 103 to 501 and encodes 132 amino acids. The transcript is spliced from 5 exons. Lineage: Eukaryota; Metazoa; Chordata; Actinopteri; Pleuronectiformes; Pleuronectidae. The record is from RefSeq and is a predicted model, not a curated record. Gene Ontology annotation, biological process: embryonic skeletal system development; regulation of osteoblast differentiation.